This is a messenger RNA of Populus nigra (black poplar), 999 nucleotides long. Its product is annotated as zinc finger protein ZAT9. Gene Ontology annotation, biological process: regulation of DNA-templated transcription. The record is from RefSeq and is a predicted model, not a curated record. NCBI's taxonomy places the organism in Eukaryota, Viridiplantae, Streptophyta, Magnoliopsida, Malpighiales, Salicaceae. The transcript has a single exon. Bases 1 to 999 code for a protein of 332 amino acids.
AUGGAGAGGCAUAAAUGCAAGCUCUGUGUUAGAACUUUUCCAAAUGGAAGAGCUUUGGGUGGUCACAUGAAGGCCCACUUGGCAGCAACUCGGCAGCAACUCGGCGGGCUUGAUCGUAAUGAGUCAUUUUCAUCCUCGUAUUCUUCUUCCUCUGGUGAAGAAGAAGUAAAAGAAGAGCAAGAAAUCGUCAAGAACAGAGAAAUGGUUGAAGAGAAGUCUCUGGCUUAUGGAUUGAGAGAGAAUCCCAAGAAAAGUUUCAGGCUUGCAGAUCCUGAGUUCUCUUUUACUGUUGAUGCUGGGUCUGUUGUCGUGCAAGAUAGGGAGAGUGAGACCGAGUCAAGAAACCCAACUCGAAGACGAUCCAAGAGGAUCCGCAAAUCGUGUGGUUUUGGAGAUAAUCAGGAGCAGGAUAUUGAUGUCAACAAAGUAGUAGACUUGAAGCAUCCGAGUUGGGUCGAGUCAUCAUCACCAGCUGAGCCAGAACCGGUGAGUUCUGUUUCUGAUACCUCCCCUGAAGAAGAUGUUGCUAGGUGCCUUAUGAUGCUGUCAAGAGACGUUUGGAUGAGAAAUAUUGGAGAGGAGUAUGAAGAACAAGGCGGUAAAGAUGGGGAAAGGUCAGUUGAGAUGUUGGAGGAAGCAGAGGAGAUCAAAGUCAGCAAGAUUCGCGGGAAGUUCAGGUGUGAGAAAUGCAUGAAGCUGUUUCGAUCUUCAAGGGCAUUGUCUGGUCAUAAGAGGAUUUGCUCGUUAAAUGCAACAGAAGUAAGAAGAUUUGCUGGUAGUGCUGAUGCCAAUGACAGAAUUUUUGAGUGCCCAUAUUGUUUCAAGGUGUUUGGGUCUGGACAAGCACUAGGUGGACACAAAAGAUCACAUCUUAUAGGCUCUUCAACUAGUACUAGUGGUGUUGUCGAAGCAUCUACUAAACUUGAGAACAAUUUGAUAGAUCUUAACUUGCCUGCUCCAGUGGAAGAUGAUGAAUUUAGUGUGGUCUCUGAUGCAUGA